AUGUCCAAGUUUUUUGCUGGUUCUGAUAGUGAGAGCUCGUCUUCGGACGAAGAACUGUACUCGUCCUCUGGAGAGGAGGAUAAGGACGUUUCUUCCAGUGAAGAAGAAUCUUCUGAAGAAGACGACUCUGAAGAUGAGUCGAGUGAUGAAGAAUCCGACGAGGAAACUGGAGGUGCUAAAAAAGGUACUCCCGGUUAUUACAUGAGAAAUCAAUUCUUGAAAGGAGGUUCUUCGGCUGGUGCUGAUUCCGACGAAGAGUCGGAGGAUGAGGGCAAAAGAAUUGUCAAAUCUGCUAAAGACAAGCUUGUUGAUGAGAUUGAUGCUUCGAUCAAAGCCAUUGAGAAUGCCAAGAGAAUCAACGAUUGGGUGGCUAUUUCUGGAGAAUUCGACAAGGUCAACCGUCUGGCCGAGCGUGCUGGUAAGCAAUACAGUACCACUCCUCCUCAGUAUAUCAAUAUGUUAAUGGAAUUGGACGAGUUUGCUCAAGAGGCUGUUAAGAACGAGAAACAGGCUAAAAAGAAGAUGAAUGCAUCCAACAGCAGAGCCUUGAACACCAUCAAGCAACGUAUCAAGAAGACCUCUAAGGGCUUUGAGACUAAGAUUGCUGCUUAUAAGAGUGAUCCCGAACUUUAUCAACGUGAGUUGAAGGGUGAGACUACUCCUCAACCCGAGGCUACUGCCUCUUUCAAAAAGACCACUGUUGCCUCGACCACUAGCACCACUGUGGCUGCUGCUGAUGAUAACGACGGAUUCUCCACCGUUGGUAAGGCCGGCAAGGUGCUUCAAUACACUCCUGAAAACAUUUUCAAGACUCUUAUUUCCAUUGUCGAGUCUCGUGGUAAGAAGAAUACUGAUCGUGCUGAGCAGAUCAAGACUCUUGAGGAACUCAACAAGGUGGCCACCACACCUUACCAAAAGAUUUCUGUUCUUCUUAUGUUGAUUCCUAUUAGAUUCGAUCUUACUUCUGCUGGUUCGGUCGUUCCUACUCAAAACUGGAAGGCUGCCGAACAAGAUAUUCGCGCUCUUUUCACUGUUCUAGAGGAGAAUGCUUCUACAUACCGAGUCAGCGAGUCUGCUAGCGAGCCUGAAGACAUUGAGGAAGGACCCACUGCUGGUCCUGACGGAGUCAAAGAGAUUCCUGGUAGUGUCACAUCUCUUAUUGAGCGUUUGGAUGACGAGUUCACUCGUGCUCUUCAAAACAUCGAUCCUCACACAACCGAAUAUGUUGAUAGAUUACGUGACGAGGCUGAUCUGUACACACUGAUUAUUCGUGGCCAGUUGUACUUGGAAUCCAGCCUAAAACAAGGUCAACAACCUCAUACAUCCGAGGCUCUUAGCCGACUUUUAGUGCGAAGGCUCGAUCACAUCUACUAUAAACCCACUUCAGUUAUUAUCAAUUCUGAGCGUGACGCCUGGGACAAGAUCCGUAGUGCCGAUGUCACCUCUAAACAACUCAUUACUCCUAGAAUCUCUGGUGAUGUUGCUGUUACUGAUAAGAGCUACACUAUCCAACUUAUCGAUAGAAUCUGUUCUGUCCUCUACCAACAACAAAGCACUAUUUUCAGAUCCAAGGCUAUGUUGAGUCAUAUCUACCACUAUGCUUUGAACGACUACUAUUUCAAGGCCCGUGACUUGUUUUUGAUGUCGCAUUUACAAUCUUCCAUCCACACUGCUGACCCCACCAUCCAAGUCCUCUAUAACAGAGCUCUUGUACAGGUUGGUUUGUGUGCCUUUAGAAUCGGUUUGAUUGUCGAGUGUCAACAAUCAUUACAAGAGAUCUGCUCUUCGUCCCGUCUCAAGGAGCUUCUUGGCCAAGGUGUCACCAAGUUCGGUCAAGUCAGUGCUCCUGAUAAGCAGAGAUUACUGCCCUUCCACAUGCACAUCAAUCUCGAGUUGUUGGAGUGUGUCUACCUGACUGCCUCUCUUCUCAUCGAGAUCCCACUCAUGGCCUCUCUCGGCAACUCUAUCGAUGCCAAGAAGAAGAUUGUAUCCAAGCCAUUCCGUAGAAUGCUCGACUACCAUGACAGACAAGUUUUCAGCGGACCUGCUGAAAACACCCGUGAUCACAUUAUGCAAGCUGGUAAGGCCCUGUUGAACGGUGACUGGACCAGUUCUCGUGACUUGCUGACCUCGAUCAAAAUCUGGUCUUUGCUCAGCAAUGCCGAAGAAAUCAAGACCAUGCUUGGCGUCAAGGUCCAAGAAGAGGGUCUCAGAACAUACAUUUUCAACUACGGCUCGUGUUACCAGUCACUGUCGAUUUCCAUACUGUCAUCGCUGUUUGAGCUUUCCGAGCGCAAGGUGUCUGCUAUUGUGUCCAAGAUGAUUGCUACUGAGGAGAUCGCUGCUGCUCUUGAUCAAAAGUCCAACUCGAUUGUUUUCAGAAAGGGUGUUGAGCUCUCCAACUUGCAAGUUCUUGCCCAAGCUCUUGCCGACAAGUCCGUGCAACUGGCGGAAAGAAACGAGAGACUCGCUGCCGGUGGCCACCAGCUGUCUGAGCAAGGCAACACCAGCGGGCCAAACAAGCCCUCGGGACAAUCUGGCCAGGGCGACCGUUACAACAACGACCGUUCGUCUAACCAAAGAGGCCAAAACAGACAGGGUAAUAGCGGUCGUCGUGAGAACCAGCAGCCCAGACCCAUCCGCGCUUAA
Messenger RNA from Sugiyamaella lignohabitans, 2649 nucleotides. It is a transcript of the gene NIP1, whose product is annotated as Nip1p. Gene Ontology annotation, biological process: translational initiation. The transcript has a single exon. Gene Ontology annotation, molecular function: translation initiation factor activity; translation initiation factor binding; RNA binding. The record is from RefSeq and is a predicted model, not a curated record. Gene Ontology annotation, cellular component: eukaryotic translation initiation factor 3 complex. NCBI's taxonomy places the organism in Eukaryota, Fungi, Ascomycota, Dipodascomycetes, Dipodascales, Trichomonascaceae. The coding region runs from base 1 to 2649 and encodes 882 amino acids.